ACAAGUGUCUGUGCAUUAUACUCCCAACUGUUUUCUCUUUUCAAAUAUAUGUAGGCUACAGGAGAUUGUAAUAUUUAUAUAGGCCUAUGUGUCACUGUCAGUAUGGAUGAUGACGAAGAAGAUAUCGAUGUCAUUUUAUUAUUUUGGCUUUCAAAGAAAAAGGAAAGUCAAAGGAGUCGCCGUAUCUGGACUCAUCCGAUUAACAAAAAGCGAAGUGUUUACGGUUCUUAUCACCACGUAUUCCAUGAAUUGAGCAAUGAUCGUCUGCGGUUCUGCAGUUAUUCAAGAAUGUCUUUAGACUGCUUCAACAUACUGGUUUCAAAAAUAACUCCAUUCGUGAAAAAACGACGAGACACAAACUCCAGGAAAUAUAUCAGAGUUGAAGAAAGAUUGGUUGUCACUUUAAGGUACCUUGCCACUGGAUUGAGUUUUAGGCAAAUGACCUUCGAUUUCAGAAUGGGAGAGACGACCAUUGGAAAGAUUGUUGAGGAAAUAUGCGAGGCUAUUUUCAAAAGUCUCAAAAGCGAAUACAUGCCCACACCAAAACAGAAUGACUGGCUUGAAAUUGCCAAUAAUUUUCACAAAUUGUGGAAUGUGCCUAAUACAUUAGGUGCAAUAGAUGGAAAACAUAUUAAGAGUGAGAAAGCCUCAUGGGAGUGGAUCAUCAUUUUUUAAUUAUAAAGGUUAUCAUUCGUUGGUUCUCAUGGCUUGCGCCGAUGCCGAAGGGAUCUUCACUACUAUCGAUGUUGGUGAUUAUGGAAGAAACAGUGAUGGAGGAGUAUUCAAACAAUCCAGUUUGGGAAAAGCAUUGUAUACUGGCCAACUUGCACUCCCAUCUGAUUCUCCAUUGCCAUCAUCUGAAACUGAACAAACUUUUCCCUACUUUUUCAUUGCAGAUGAGGCAUUCCAGUUAUCCAGAAGGAUAAUGAAACCUUACCCACAACGAGGGCUUACUUCUGACAAAAGAAUAUAUAAUUAUCGCAUGUCACGUGGGCGGCGCAUUAUUGAAUGUGCAUUUGGAAUGAUGUGCGCAAAGUGGGGAGUAUUGAAUACUGCUAUGAAGUGCAUAGACAUGAACAAAGCUGUGUCAAUUGUUUGUGCAACAUGUAUACUGCACAACUUUGUCAGAAUUUUAGAAGGAAAGCCAAUGGAAAAGUUUGUUGAAUUUAUUUCCAAAAAAAGUUCAGAUAUUCCCUCUCAACAAUUGCUAGGUGGUAUGCCAGAAAAUGGAAAUCGCCCAUCAAAUGAAGCAAUAAGAAUACGCGACAACAUUUGUGAAUAUUUUAUGGGAGUUGGCAGUGUUCCGUGGCAGACACAAUCUGCUUUGGGGCAUAUGGGAGACCAAAGAUAAGCUAGAACUACUAUAGGUACACUUCUGACACCAACAAACUGAUCAAAAUGCUUCUUUGCAGUCGAAUGCUAUAAUACUGAGGCUGAUAUCAAUGUGUUAAUGCAUACCAACAUUAUACUCUGAGAUGACCAAACUCAAAUAAUUUACCAAUUCCCAAUACAUUUGCAGGAAAAUAUCUUCUAUAGGGUCACGCUGAACAGAACAAGCGUAUAUACGUUGGACUGAUUUUAUAUUUAGGAGGCUGGGGUAAAGACUGCUUUGAAUGGUUUUUACAACUGGCAGAACAUGAGCUUGCAUCCAU
Molecule: messenger RNA, 1652 nt
Organism: Styela clava
Lineage: Eukaryota; Metazoa; Chordata; Ascidiacea; Stolidobranchia; Styelidae
Source: RefSeq, a predicted model, not a curated record